Molecule: messenger RNA, 1307 nt
Organism: Hyla sarda
Lineage: Eukaryota; Metazoa; Chordata; Amphibia; Anura; Hylidae
Product: myoD family inhibitor-like
Exons: 4
Coding region: 384-929 (181 amino acids)
Source: RefSeq, a predicted model, not a curated record
UACCGAAUGGAAUGAAUGAAAUCUGUAACUUUACGGCUUUUCUGUAAAUUCUAACAUCUUAAUAUAUUACUGCUAUUUUAGAUACAUAGUUUUUAUGAUUGUUAUAUCUUUUUAACACUUACCUUCUCGUUGCAGAGAAAAUUUCUUGCGAGAUUUGAUGACUAUGUAUGGGGUGGUGGUUGCACGAUAGGGAUGCUUGAGAAAGGGGGCGUGACCUCCGAAAAGUUGGAAGUGUCCGGCGCUCAUUCAGCGGUUCUCCUUCGUGAGAGGAAGGAAGGUCCUCUGAACUCCACAUGCCCGAGAAAGGGUGAAGAUUGAAUGGAGCUCUUAUGGACUGUCGCGGAUAUCAGUGAGCACUUGGGUGACCUACUAAUGGAGUGAAAAUGGAACAAAUAAAACAAAAAGAAUCAAUAAAUGUGACCUCUGAUUCAACAGAAUGUGUGGAGCCCCUACAACUAUCAAGUCAAUCUUCUGUGCAAUCUCCUGUGACCCAAGCUCCACAAAUCACCAAUGGAACACAGUGUAAUCCUUUCCCAGAAGUCAAUUUCCCUCACAACCCCAAGACCAGUUCUAAGAAAAAGGUCUCUUCCCAACCACCUAUUAAGAAACAAAUUAGUCGAACAAGUAAUGAUGGAAGUGAACCCCCAUACCUCCCCCCUGGUGCCCAAGAGGAUUGCUGUGUGCAUUGUACCCUGGCCCUGUUAUUCUGUCAAUUUCUUUCUCUGUGUAACUUGCUACUGGAUGUCUUGACAUGCGGUUCAUGUUCAGCCGAUUCUGCUGGGUUCUGCUGCUCGUGCUGCUCCAUGGGUGGAUGUCCGGACUGUGCUGACUCCUGCAGCACUGACUGUGGCAUAGUAGAUGCCUGCUGUGAAUCUGCCGACUGCCUUGAGAUUUGUAUGGAAUGUUGUGGCCUAUGCUUCUCUUCUUGAGCGUAGGAGAUACAGACAUGAGAGCUACAAAAGGGACAUUAAAUGUGAAAAGGCACCGGAUUAGAUUGAAGUGAAGAGAUUGCAUUUAUCGUAUACAACACUAGAACAUUUAUAAUGAGAAAAAAAAUCUAAGCGGAAUGGAGGGAACCUGAGCCAUAUAAAUUGCCUGAGCCAUUAAUUGUGUUUUAUGUAUAACUCUUGUAAAGGCCUAGGACAAAAACAUCAUAAGCUGACCAUUUUACAUGAGCUGGUUAUUCAGUUCCUCUCUCUGGGACUUUGCAAACUGUUCUUCUGCCUAUAGGAAUGCUGUACGGAACUAAACCAUCAAUGCUGCCAUAAAUACAAAACUUUGUCAUGGUCAAACUUCUGUCAUAAAUG